AUGACUGCGACUCACAGCAAAGAAAUCUCGACCGACCCGCGGGAGGUGACGUCGCCGAUCGGCAGCGACGCCUCCGCCGCCAACAGGGAUGAUGAGAAGAACAGCGCAGACGAUAUUCCUAUGUCCGAGAAGCCCCCAUUCUUAUUCACAACUACCGAUGAUAACGACUCCUCUGGAGAAACUGCGUUCUCUGAGGACGACCCUCGUGUUCGCGAUAUCCCGCCCUAUGUGCGCCGCGUAGUGAGUUUACAUGAUGACCCAACGCUGCCGACCCUUACCUUCCGCUAUUUUAUUCUAUCAAUCAUCUUUGUUGUCCCCGGCGCCUUUCUCAGUCAGAUGAGCCACUACCGUACUACUUAUGCUCCCUAUUCAAUCUUUUUUGUACAACUCGCCUCGAGCUACGUCGGCGACUGGUGGGCGAAAGCGCUGCCUUCUCGGCAGGUCCGUAUCCCCUUCACCCAGUGGGGCUUCAACACGAACCCGGGUCCCUUCAGCGUCAAGGAGCACGUCCUCAUCACCAUCACUGCAGCGUCUGGUGCCACCUAUAACUUGGGCUAUACGCCUGUCUCGAUUGCCGAGUUGUACUUUGGCCAGCGGAUCAACCCUGCAGUGGCUAUCUUCUUCAUGUGGGGUAUCGUCUGGACAGGAUACUCUUUUGCGGCGAUUGCCCGCCAAUUCCUAAUUUACGACCCCAUCUACCCGUGGUUCCAGGCUCUUUGUCAAACCGCCCUCUUCGAGACCCAGAAAAAGCAGCGCACGCACCCGACAGCUUUAUCCAGAAAGCAGACUCGCGUCUUUUGGUGGGUGUUACUCGCUGUCAUCCUCUGGCAAUUCCUUCCCGAAUAUGUUUUCCCGAUGCUGGGCAGUCUCGCUGUCAUUUGCUGGUUCGCCCCAAAUAACCCGACUGCCAAUUUUGUCGGCGCUGGCUUUGGUGGCAUGGGCGUUCUCAACUUCUCCUUGGACUGGUCUAGCGUCGCCGCGUACAUUUCUCUGUUCCUCACGCCGUGGUGGACGCAGGUGGUGAUGUUCCUCGCUUUCGUCGUCAACUGCUGGAUUCUGCUCCCAAUUGCUAAAUUCAAGGGACUUGGAGAGUGGGACAAGAAAUUGAUGUCCAAUCGGUUGUUCCUAGAGAAUGGGACUUCUUAUCCCAUGACCCAACUUUUGACUCCCGACGUCUCAUUCAACGAAACAGCUUACCAGGAACUGGGGCCGCCGUACGCGAGUCUGCAGCUUCGAUGGAACAUGUUCUUCGAUUAUGCCAGCUACACCUCUGCGCUUGUCUGGAUUGGCCUUUUCGGUUACAAACAAAUCAAAGAUGCGGUUAUCAAACUCCGGGCGCGGUCACGGGGCAAGUCCAGGUCUAUUGCCCACCAGUACAAUGACCAGCUCAGCAUUCUGCAGCGCGCUUAUGAUGACGUCCCACUCUGGUGGUAUCUGACUCUUUUCUCGGCCGCAUUUAUUUCUCUUCUUGUCAUCGUCGCUACCAACAGUUUAUUUAUCCCAUGGUGGACGCUGCUUGUUGCCGUUGGGACCGGCGCUGUCAUCGUUCUGCCCAUGGGUUGGCUCUACGCGUUGAGCAAUUUUCAGAUCGAAGUUGGGACAACGAAUGAGCUCCUCUAUGGUUUGAUGGUUAAUGCAGUACAUGGUCAUAAGAACCCUACCGGGGCCUCUGUUUACGGAAGCAUAGCAGGCAACGCUUGGUAUCGUGCUCAAUGGUUUCUCCAGGACCAAAAGCUCGGGCAUUACAUGCAUUGCCCUCCAAAGACCGUUUUUUUCGCCCAGUGGUUUGGCAGUCUGUUGGGAAUCCCAAUAAACUAUGCAGUAGUUAGAUGGGUCCUGAAUACAAAGAGGGAUUACUUGACCGGGGAGCUUGUCGACCCCACGCACCAAUGGACGGGGCAAAGUCUCGCUAGCAACUUGACCAUGGCAGUCCAAUAUGUUUUAUUGGGACCCAUUCGCCUGUUCAAGGAGCCAAUUUAUAAGGUUGUCCCAUACGGUUUCCUUGUUGGCCUCCUCGCACCCCUUCUCGUCUUCGCCCUGCACCGGACCUUCCCUCGGUACAAGUUCCAUCUGUGGAACACUCCGAUUUUCUUCUCGUGCAUGUCUCGCUGGUACGGAAAUAUCAGCACCGGCUUCCUCAGCAGCUUCAUCGGCGGCUUCGUCGUCAUGUUCUGGGCCUACCGGUACCGUUAUCCUCUAUGGGCCCGCUGGAACUACAUCCUCGCCGCGGCCUUCGACGCUGGCUUCAACUUCAACAUGCUGCUCAUCUUCUUAUUCUUUGGCGCUGGCAAGGUCGUGUCGAUGCCACAUUGGUGGGGUAAUGACAAGAGGAGUAGUGAGAGGUGCUUUGGGCUGGAGUGA
Scedosporium apiospermum is the source of this 2361-nucleotide messenger RNA. RefSeq lists its product as uncharacterized. The record is from RefSeq and is a predicted model, not a curated record. Bases 1 to 2361 code for a protein of 786 amino acids. Gene Ontology annotation, molecular function: oligopeptide transmembrane transporter activity. NCBI's taxonomy places the organism in Eukaryota, Fungi, Ascomycota, Sordariomycetes, Microascales, Microascaceae. Gene Ontology annotation, biological process: transmembrane transport. The transcript has 7 exons.